AUGGCAAUAUCCAACAUCAAUACAGAAACUAUCGUGUACGACGUAGUGAUAGUAGGCGGAGGCCCAGUUGGACUCCUCCUUGCUUACCAGUUGAAGCGAUUCGGUGUCUCCGUCUGUGUAUUUGAACAGCACCAUAAAGAAACACAGGAUGCAUAUGGCCGUGCGAUUGCAUUGUUUCCAAGAACUCUUGAACAAUUGGAUCAAUUAGACCUUAUAGAGCCGAUGCUACAGCUUGGAUUUGCCUGUCGGACCAGUGUCACAUAUAAGGAUGGGGAAAGAAUUCUCCCGGGAAGAGUUUGGACUUUCAUGGAGAAUAUCCGGGACACAGCGUACGACUUUGUGUUAGUGCUGCGUCAAAUGUUCACGGAGCAAAUACUUCGUAAGAAGCUUGAUAAAAUUGGCGUUCCGUAUCACCAGGGAGUGGAAUGCAUAGACUUCAGGAUAGAUGAUGGGAAGUCUCCAGACGAGUAUCCGGUAAACUCGGAGUUUGUCGACAGAGCCACAAGGAAACAAUUUUGGUUGAAAAGCAAAUAUCUCGUUGGAGCCGAUGGAGGGCGAAGCUUCGUUCGCAGACACGCGGGAAUCCCAUUUGAGGGUGACAGCUCUGAUGACCAGUGGAUCCGUAUUGAUGGCAUUGUUGAGACGGAUAUGCCAUUGAAUCGUUCUUACGGGGCAAUCGAAAGCAAGACGCAUGGCAACGUAUUGUGGGCUCCUCUCGAUCAUGCCGCUACACGAAUUGGCUAUGCGUACACCGAAGAAAUUGCCGCUAAAUAUCCAGACGGCGUGACACAGGAAGUGGCUGAGAAAGAAGCGAUAGAGGCAAUGAAGCCGUUUAACGUGAAAUUCAAAGAGGUUCACUGGUGGACUCUUUAUAAAAUCGGCCAGCGAAUUGCAAAAAGCUUUUUCACCCAAGGUAGAAUCCUAUUAUGUGGAGAUGCAGCACAUACACAUAGCAGUGGUGCUGCACAGGGCCUGAAUACAGGAAUUCAUGACGCUGUCAAUUUGGGCUGGAAGCUUGCCCUACAGAUUCGAGGAAUAAUCAAACCCAAUGUGCUCGAGACGUAUAGCACCGAGAGAAUGUCUGCGGUGCAAAAAUUGAUCGAUUAUGAUAAGGACAUAUCCAUGCUCAUGUCGUAUAAAUGGCCUGCGUGGUAUAAAGGAGACCCAAAAGCCGACCCCUAUCUCGUCCUUGGCGAGAUUUUCGAGAAAGCGGCAUCCUUCAAUACGGGGCUUGGAAUUUCGUAUCACGAAAAUGAUCUCAAUCAGUCUCUAGUUAUUGCACUAAACGUCGUACCCGGGAGUCGACCGCCAGAUGUGGACUUGUCUAUGCCUGGUACUGGUCGUAGUGUAAGAUUCCAGGAUAUCACACGCAAUAUAGCCAAAUUCUGGGUCGUUGUGUUCACAGGAAAUGUCCUAUCUACUCGUACCUCCCUUCAGGGACUGAGGAAGUCCUUGGAGACGACACAGAAACUCAAUUCAAACGAAGCAGUUUCAUGGAUCACGAUAAGCGCCGUUGUAGGCUGUUCCCCAUACGAAACGCUGGGAAUGGAGCCAUUUGGAGAUACUUUUUACGACGCUUCUAACUUGGCACACCAGAAAUAUGGGUUCGGUCUGGAACAAGGGGGGAUAGUUAUCCUCCGGCCGGAUGGAUUGAUAGGUACAGGGGGUCCGGUUGAGGGGCAAUUGGUGAAGGACUAUUUUGCAAAGAUCUUAGUAUCCACAUGA
Talaromyces stipitatus ATCC 10500 is the source of this 1725-nucleotide messenger RNA. RefSeq lists its product as uncharacterized. Gene Ontology annotation, molecular function: FAD binding. Bases 1 to 1725 code for a protein of 574 amino acids. Lineage: Eukaryota; Fungi; Ascomycota; Eurotiomycetes; Eurotiales; Trichocomaceae. The transcript is spliced from 5 exons. The record is from RefSeq and is a predicted model, not a curated record.